AUGAAAGCUUUCAUCGCAGUAGUCGCUGUUUGUUUGCUGUCCUCAGCAACCGUCUCCAAGGCUGGAUACCUUGGAGGCGGCGGCUACGGUGGAGGUGACGAGCACUCGUACGGGGGAGGCAGCGACGGCGGUGGCGAGCACGGGGGCCACGUGGUCUCGCAAACUGUGGAGAUCACGAAACCGGUGGCGGUGCCGGUGUACCAGCACGUGGGUGUACCAAUUCCUCACUCCGUGCCUGUGCCGGUACCGAAGCCGGUCGCCGUACCCGUGCCCCAGCCGUACCCCGUCCACAUCCAUGUGCCACAGCCCGUCGCCGUACCCGUCAUCAAGACCAUCACCAUUCCCGUUGAGAAGCCGGUGCCUUACAUCGUAGAGAAGUCCGUUCCAUAUCCAGUCGAGAAACCAGUUCCCGUUCACGUUGAGAAGCACGUCCAGAUCCCAGUCCCGAAACCAAUUCCCGUCCAGGUACCAGUCUACAAGAUCAUCUACCAUCACAGCAAGCACUAAAAACCCCACUAGUCGUUGGGGCGAAUGGUGACGCGCCACCCAAAAAACAAAAACCAAAUCAUCCAUCACACUCAU
This is a messenger RNA of Nicrophorus vespilloides, 582 nucleotides long. RefSeq names its product E3 ubiquitin-protein ligase RNF12-B-like. The transcript is spliced from 2 exons. The record is from RefSeq and is a predicted model, not a curated record. The coding region runs from base 1 to 507 and encodes 168 amino acids. Lineage: Eukaryota; Metazoa; Arthropoda; Insecta; Coleoptera; Silphidae.